Molecule: messenger RNA, 1870 nt
Organism: Zerene cesonia (dogface butterfly)
Lineage: Eukaryota; Metazoa; Arthropoda; Insecta; Lepidoptera; Pieridae
Gene: ST5
Product: facilitated trehalose transporter Tret1-2 homolog
Exons: 10
Coding region: 193-1707 (504 amino acids)
Biological process (GO): transmembrane transport; carbohydrate transport
Cellular component (GO): membrane
Molecular function (GO): sugar transmembrane transporter activity
Source: RefSeq, a predicted model, not a curated record
UAUGUAAGAGCCGCGGGAAGUAUACGUGCGUGUAACAUCGUGCGUCUAUUUUCACGAUAUUUCGGUCAACUUUUUAUAGAAGUGGUAUAGCGGUCGGUGGACAUUAUGUGAUGUUCAGCUUUACGUUGCAAAAUAAUCUGUGAUAUUUUGUGGACAUUAAUAUUAUAUAGUGUAAUUAAAUAAUACAAUAAAAUGGCAGACGAAAAGGGCGAUGCUACACCAUUCCUUAAAAAUGGAGUUAAACCGACUGUCGCAAAAACACCAACGCCCGAAAAGCCUAAAACGGGGAAAGAAGGCAGAGGAAAGGCAUUUAAGCAAAUUGUUGCAGCUUUAAUAGCAAAUUUAGGAACUAUAAAUACUGGAAUGGCAUUUGGAUUUUCGGCGACGGCGUUGCCGCAACUGAAGAGUCCCGAUUCGAGUAUACAUAUAACAGAAAAUGAGGCUAGUUGGAUAGCAAGUUUAAGUUCAGUGGGUACGCCGAUCGGAUGCAUAGUGAGCGGGUACCUCAUGGACAACAUCGGGCGCAGGCGCACGUUGAUCUUCACAGAGAUACCGCUUAUACUGGGCUGGAUACUAAUUGCGUUUGCGCAGAACGUACCGAUGAUUUAUGUUGGGCGGUUGCUAGUGGGCUUCGGGUCGGGCAUGGUGGGCGCGCCGGCGCGCGUGUACACGUGCGAGGUGUCGCAGCCGCACCUGCGCGGCAUGCUCGGCGCCAUGGCGUCCGUCGGCGUCUCCACCGGCGUGCUCAUACAGUACAUCAUUGGCAGUGCAACAUCAUGGAACAUCCUAGCUGGCGUGAGUGCGAUCGUGCCAAUAGUAUCAUUCCUCGGCAUGUUGGUGCUCCCGGAGACUCCCAACUACCUCCUGACGCAGAACAAGGAGGAGAAGGCGGAGAAAUCUCUCUCGAAGUUGCGAGGCUCGACUUGCAAUUUGACUGAAGAGAUACAGAAAAUGGUUGCGUUCAAGGAGAAGAAUCACGUGGAACCUUUGAAAUCGCCGCGAGAAAUAAUCAAAGCGCUCAUGGCGCCAUCUACACUCAAACCUUUCGGGAUACUGGCGUUGUACUUCUUCAUCUACCAGUGGUGUGGCGUCAACACCAUUACGUUUUAUGCCGUUGAAGUUUUUGAGGCAUCCGGCGCAUCUCUAGACAAGUACUCAUUGACGAUAUCGAUGGGUGUACUGCGCGUGAUAUUUACAGUGGUGGGCUGCAUACUGUGCCGGCGCUGCGGCAGGCGACCGCUCACCUUUGUUUCGGCCCUCGGCUGCGGCACAUCCAUGACAGUUCUGUCAGUGUACUUGUACUAUGUGCAAUACUGGAAGGAGAACAGCAUCCAACCCCAGUACCCCUGGAUACCGGUGGCCAGCAUCUAUUUGUUCAUGAUCUUUUGCACCCUGGGCUUCUUGAUCGUACCCUGGAUUAUGAUUGGAGAGGUUUAUCCUACGCAGGUGCGGGGUAUAGUGGGCGGUAUGACGACGUGUGUGGCGCACUUGUCGAUAUUCUCGGUGGUGAAGACUUUCCCGCUGCUGAAGCACGCGCUGAACGACUACGGCGCGUUCGGUCUGUACGGCGCGCUGUCUCUCGCCGGAACUGCAUUUUUCUACGUAUUCCUACCGGAGACGAAAGGUCGUACCUUGCAAGAGAUAGAAGAUUACUUCUGCGGUCGAACGAAAACCCUAAAACAAAACGCACAGACGGACCUCGCGUAGUUUUAUAGGAAACUAGUUAUUUGGGAACAAAAUAGUUAAUAUUAUAAUGUAUUUAUGUUAAUAGUAACGCUGUAGUUUUUGUAAAUUUUUGCUUUUUAUCUUGUGCUAUGAUUAUAAUACCAGUUAUGUACCGAUUUUUUUAAGAUUAGAUCAUUUUUUUUUU